This is a messenger RNA of Closterium sp. Naga37s-1, 588 nucleotides long. Lineage: Eukaryota; Viridiplantae; Streptophyta; Zygnematophyceae; Desmidiales; Closteriaceae. The record is from the annotation of a GenBank genome assembly.
AUGUGCUCCCUCACAUGCUCACAGACACAGAAGGACAAGGAGGCUGUGAAGCCAAAGAAGGAGAAGGUGGUGUUUGACCUGCCGGGGCAGCUGAGGGAGGCGCCAGAGGAGAAUGAGCCACUUCGCAUCUUCUAUGAGAGCCUAUACAACCAGCUGCCAGACAGCGAGAUGGCACAAAUAUGGAUGAUGGAGCAUGGUUUGUUGGAUGAGGAUGAAGCGAGGCGAGUGCUGGUUAUCAAGCAGAGGAGAGGAAGCGGCCGAUCAGCACCUGCAGCUAGCCCUGCCUCUGCCAGAGCAGCCACUGCUGUCCGGGCCUCUUCGGCUGCUGCUUCGGCAGCUGCCUCUCGAGCCUCGGCCACUGCCGUCGGCAGCCGAUCCGGUUCGGCAGCAGGAGGCAAGGCUUCAGGUUCGGCGGCGAAAGUAGAACCAAGUGGGGGAGGGAGGAGUGUUGGGCCAAGCAGCAAUGGGACUGCGAGAGCGGGAGUCAAGACCCCGACAUCUGGAGGGCGCAAGGCAGCAGUGAAGUCAUACAAAGAUGAAAGUGAAUCGGAAGAGGAAAUAAUUCCUUUGAAAAAAUUGCGGCGAUGA